Messenger RNA from Belonocnema kinseyi, 3188 nucleotides. Its product is annotated as kinectin. The transcript is spliced from 11 exons. Gene Ontology annotation, cellular component: endoplasmic reticulum membrane. Bases 1 to 2823 code for a protein of 940 amino acids. The record is from RefSeq and is a predicted model, not a curated record. Lineage: Eukaryota; Metazoa; Arthropoda; Insecta; Hymenoptera; Cynipidae.
AUGUUUACAGGUAGAAAAGAAAAAGUGAAAGAAAAGAGACAUAAAAAUAAGGCUGGAAAAAAAGUAAAAGAAAAGAAAGAAGAAAGAGGGGAGAAGGAAGAAAAACAGGAACGUGUUCAGUUUGAAGAGAUUCCUCAAAUAUUAUCACCGGAUAUGCCGUUAUCGAUGCAGGAGAGUGGAAAAGGAAGUAAGAAAAAGAGCAGGAGUGAGAAGAUGAAGCCAAUUCUUGUGAAUGCAGAUGAACCGGUUGUCAUUAUCGACAAUUUAAUUCUUUCACAACCUUCCUUUGAAGCCGCCAAUCAUUUUGACAACAUUCGCCCAAAGGAUGAUCUUGAACUUAUGCGGAGCCAUAGUGGAGAUAAUUUUCAACAAAUAAUGCCAUUAGAGUCAUUAAUUACUAAAUCUCCGAAAGGCACACCUAUAAAAUUGAAAAAGAACAACAGGGAUAAUUUAAAGAAGAAGGAUGAUGCCAAAGAGAAGAAGGUAGAUAUAAACAUCACGCAUGAACCACAUCAGAAUCAUACAGACCCCGUUAAAGAAACCAAGGAAAUAGAGAAGGAUAUUUCAUCUAAGGAAACAAAGAAUACCUUGAAGGAGACUGCAGUUUCUGGGCAACAUUCAAGUAAAGAGUCGAAAAGAAUAAAGAAGAAAAAUGAUAUACUUGCUCAGAUUGGAGGUGAUAAGGAUGGAGUUAACAUUUCACUUCUGAUGCCUUUAGUUCAAAAAGCAGAAUUGAGUCGAUCAGAAAUACAAAUUCUUAUUGAUCAGCUUUUGAAUAAACAAUUGGACAAUCCAUCAGAACAUUCGGAAUGGACUGAAGGACGUACCGAUCCAGUGAUAAAAUUAAAGAAGCAAUUGGCCGAGAAAGAAAAAGCACUCUUUGACGAGCGUGAGGCCAGCAUUGCUUUUCAAAAUAAAUUAAAGGAACUGCGAAUCGAGUUUAAUUCGGAAAGAUCUCGUUGGUCUGUCAACAUACGCCACUUGGAGGAAGCGCUGAAUGCUAAAAUCACAGAGACUCAAACCUUACAUACUCGCAUGCAGCACAUAUUAGAGAGUCACGCUGCUGAAAAACAAGGAUUUUCGAGGCAAAUCGAACAACUGCAGUCCAAGGUAAACGAGGAUGCGUCCAUUAUUAUUAAAAUGCAAGAGGAUCAGGGUCAAACGCAAGGGCAUAUGCAACAGGAGCUGCUGGCUCAACGAAAACAAUUGGAAGUACAAUUUGCCCAAAUGCGUGAAAACGAGAAUGCACUUAAAGCGCAACUUGCACAAAAACACGUAGAAAUACAAGAAUUACAAACUGUUAAUGUGUCCAUAUCUCAAGAAUUACAGGCGACUUGUGAGACAACGUCUGCUGAAAUAGACAUGUUAAGACAGCAACUAGCUAUCAUGCAAGAGCAACUUAUGCACUCUGAGGGUCAAAUGCAACACUUCAAGGAAGAGUCUCGGCGAGUUCAAACUGAUUUAGAACACAGACUCAAGAGCGUACACCGUCAUGAACAAGAACUACAUAGGCAAGUAAAUUCCUUGCAAUCAGAAUUAAACCUUGCGAAAUCAGAAGCCAGUGAAGCAUCUUCACUAAAAUCUGAUUACAAUAAAGUUCGAUCGGAAUUACGGCAGGUUAAAUUAGAAUUAUCUGUAUAUCAAAAUGAAAAUGAAACUGAAGCAGUGGAAAUCGCAACAUUAAAUAAAUUAUUGAGCAGUAAGCAAGAUGAAAUCCAAGAGACGCUUAAUAAACUAAGUGAAUCACAAUGUAAGGUUAUGAAACUGGAAACAGAGUUGAAGGCGGUUCAAAUGGAACUGAAUGAAGUAAAAACGGGAUUUGCGAAGUCGCAAGACACUGUCAAGAUAGGGAAAAAUGAUCUUAAAAAAUGUCAAGAAGAAUUAAAAGAACUUCAUAAGGAAAUCAGUAGAGUGCAAGAAGAAUUUUCCAAGACUGAAUCUCAUAAAAAUUCUAUUGAAGAUAUUGAUAUGAUUCAAAUCAACGAGAAGAAGAUGGUUGAUGUAAAUUUGCAGAUUGCACGUUUACAGGAAGAAAACGAUAAGCUCUCAUCUCAGGUAACUAAGUUGGAGUCUGCUGCAGAGAGGCGUGAAAAUGGGAUCGAGAAAAAGCUUCAGAAGACCGAUGUUCAAAACAUUAUACACAUGAAUUUGUUGGAAGAAAAAGAAAUCCAGUUGUCAACAUUAAGGAUAGAAUUGUCUAGAGAAAAAACAGAGCUUGAUCGAAUAAAAACGCAAGUUGAGACUUUGCGAAGUGAGGCGAAUGAGCAGCACAUUCAUGUUCAACAAUUGCAAGCCGACUUAGAUACCCAGCGAAUAAAAAACAACGAGUUACGUACAAAGAACUGGAAAUUGAUGGAAGCUCUUUCUGCAACUGAGCUCCAUUGUAAAUCCAAUCAAGACAAAAUCAUUGAUGCUGAAGUUCAUACUAUUUUGAAACGGGAGCAAGAAUCGACGAAGAACUUAUUGCAAAGGCUUUUUCCGAACGUUAACGUAACGGAGAAGACUUACGAUCGAUGGAUUAGUGUCUUUGAAGAAACCGUAUCAAUUUCUAUACCAAAACUGAGGAAGAAAAUGCCCAACGAAUUAAAUCUGGAUUUAGAGAAACAAAAUAAAAGCCUACAAGGUCUAGUUACUCAUUACAAGCAAAUCAUCGAUGAUACUGAGGGCAUGCUAGUUAAACUUCAGAACCACAUAGAAUCCGUAGAAACGCGAUGGCAAGCUCAACUCCGACAGAAAGACAGUGAAGUGGCAACUCUUAGGUUGGAAAUCAAUCGACUUCAAGGGAUGUGCACCGAAGAUUUCCAGGAUGCUGAGAAAAAGUAAGUUGGAUAUGUGGAUUCCGUUAAGGAAACGCUCAGACAAAUAUAGCUAGAUAAUAAAAAAGGAAAAUGGACAUGAAGCGUGGUAAACGUACACUGACUUCGUAGGUACAGCGAUUUUGCCGACACACAUUACUGUAGAAACGGCCCAUCAUUAAGAAGACUAAUUUAAUAAAUGAAAUGUUACACAUAUAAUAAUAAUGUUUAUUAUACAAAAUAUCAUAUUUUAUUAUGUGGAUAAAGUAUAUAAUGGAAUAAAACUUGUAAUUAGUACAUGCAAUAAUUUGAAAUAGUAUGGGUGAUGGUUACAUGCGAUACAGAUGACCUUGCGUGUGUGCACCGCUAAAAUAAAAUAGUAUUCUAAAUUUA